Messenger RNA from Acyrthosiphon pisum (pea aphid), 1990 nucleotides. Its product is annotated as cAMP-dependent protein kinase catalytic subunit beta-like. Gene Ontology annotation, molecular function: cAMP-dependent protein kinase activity; ATP binding. The transcript has 5 exons. The record is from RefSeq and is a predicted model, not a curated record. The coding region runs from base 584 to 1708 and encodes 374 amino acids. Gene Ontology annotation, cellular component: nucleus; cAMP-dependent protein kinase complex; cytosol. Gene Ontology annotation, biological process: protein phosphorylation. Lineage: Eukaryota; Metazoa; Arthropoda; Insecta; Hemiptera; Aphididae.
GGAGAGGCAUUCUAAAUUAUAUUAGAUAUUUAAUACAUUGGCAAAUUUUUUAAUCUCCUAUUUGUUUAUAUUAAACUGAUUGAUAAUAAUAACAACAGCGAUAACCAUAACGGAAUAUUGUAGAAUCAAUAAUUUUAAAUACAUUUUAAAAUGUUAAAACUCUUAAAAUAAAUACUUAAAUAAAUACUUUAAAUAAAAUGGUUGAAACAUUUUUCGCACAUAUUUGCUCGUCGAUUGAGUAUUGGAUAGGAGAUGGGUAUAUUACCAUAAUAUUAUUAUGUACUUUUUGUAGUGCAAUACUAUCAUAAUAAUAUGUAACCAUGGAAACUGACAUACUUACUUGUUUAACGUUUGCGGUAUUAAAAGUAAUACUGUUGAAACUCUGAUUAUUGUUUCACGGCAAUCAACCAAGUGAAAAUUGAAUUGCGCAAAUCUGCAUAUUAAGCAACACGGGAGUCAUCUCAGAAAACUUCCAAAAGCUGCGGAACAUAAUUUGUACAAUCGCUAUUGACGCUAUCACAGAACAACAAGGAACCGUCCACCGUUUGUCCACGAUUCCCACAAACUUCCAUAACGAAAAACAAUGUACGGUGGCGAAAGUACCCCAGAGGCUGAACCACAAACCAUAAUAAGUGUUGAAAACGAAAUCAUAACUCAUGACAAUAACUGUACAUUAGAAGAUAUAAAUAAAGUUAAUGAAUAUUUGGAAUGUUCAAAGAUAAAGUUUGAAAAUCGAUUAAGACAACAACAAAUUAAGGAGUCUUCAAUUGAUGAUUUUAUAAUCCAUAAGACCAUUGGAAUGGGUGCUUUUGGACGUGUUUUGUUAGUCAAUUACAAAUUGAAACCAGAAAAAUUUUUAGCUAUGAAAAUUAUGAAGAAAGAGCAAAUCUUAAAAAGAAAUUUUUUACAACACGUAUUCAAUGAGAAACAACUAUCAUCAAACUUACGACAUCCGUUCAUUAUACACAUGGAGUAUUAUGCAAAGGACAUAUGCAACUUAUAUUUCAUUAUGCCGUUCAUAGUAGGCGGAGACUUAUUCGGUUUAAUGAGUGAACGAGGUGUACUAGACGAAUUGCAUGCUAUGUUUUAUGCGGGUCAAAUGAUCCUAGCACUUGAAUAUUUACAUUCGCUGGAUAUAAUCUAUAGAGAUUUGAAACCUGAAAAUGUGUUGAUUGCCGCUGACGGUUUUAUAAAAUUAACAGAUCUCGGAUUGAGCAAGCGAAUUACUUCAAAUCGAACGACCACACUUUGUGGUACUCCGUACUAUUUGGCACCGGAAAUCAUAGCAAUCAAACCGUACGGAAAACCUGUGGACUGGUGGGCAUUAGGCAUAAUCAUAUUUGAAAUGGUUUCUGGGUCAGUGCCAUUCAUUGCUGACACUGAAAAAAAACUGUUCUAUAAAAUCUUGAGUGGUAGUUACAGAAUGCCAAUCAAUUUUUCCCCAAACCUUUCACAUUUUGUUAAAAACUUACUACAAGUUGACCUAUCAAAAAGAUAUGGAAACUUACAAAAUGGAAUUUCUGACAUCAAAUCUCACCGAUGGUUUAACAAAAUAGAUUGGAUAAUACUCUACAACAAGAAUAUGGUACCACAAUACAUACCAACUUUUAAUAGUCCAUCAGAUACACAUAAUUUCGAAUCAUUUGUCGAAGAAGACACCUCUAUUAUAUGUAAUGGAGUUGACCAAACUCAUUUCGCCAAUUUUUAAUUGAACAUAAUAAAUAAUGACCAACAAGUAUAUUAUAUAAAAUAGUAAGUUCAUAACUGUAUAAUGUCGUCCAAUGUAAGAGUGGAUCUUAAUUCAUAUAGAGUAUUUGAGUUUAUAAAAUUAUACAACAGAUCAACUAAUAAAUGUAUAUUAUUUGUUUUCUAAAGGACGUCACACCAUGUUCGUAAAUAGUGUGAUAAAAUUAUUUAACGUCAGUCGUCAAGUAAUAUAACCACUGUUUUUGGCUACCACUUUUUUACCAUAUAAUUAAGAAAACUUGGA